Molecule: messenger RNA, 519 nt
Organism: Fusarium tjaetaba
Lineage: Eukaryota; Fungi; Ascomycota; Sordariomycetes; Hypocreales; Nectriaceae
Exons: 1
Coding region: 1-519 (172 amino acids)
Source: RefSeq, a predicted model, not a curated record
AUGGACAAGGUCCUCGUUCCCGCUGAAGGGCACCUCGACGCUGUGACUGGAUUUGUGGUCUUCAGAAUGCUUCUCGAGACAGCAGUACAACAGGGCCGAAAGGACCAACUUCUGAAACAAGGAAUCAGUGACUAUGAGAAGGUCAUGCAUCAGAAAGGCUCAAUGUACCCUGGUGGUGAACCAUUAGAUCUUGGCGUGGGCUUAAGGAUCUGUCACUUCUACACUCACGAGAAGUGGCCGCAGGCAUUUACUCGGCAAGCCAUAUAUCUAGUCGACAACCUCUUUGAUGGAAAAUCCGCGGAUAUUGGAGGAAGCAUUUCCAAGAGUCUGGCUUUUAAAGAGUCUGAAGCCUGUUUGGUGGCCCAGUGCGUCCAACCUGAUGAGCCAUUGAAAGAACAGGUCAGUAUACUCAUCGAGUUUUGGGACGGGCAUAUCCAUCGGCAUGAUCAAGAUGGCUUGAGACCAAUUUCACAGAUCAUUUAUGCGGCGGCUAUGCUUCCUGAAGGCAAGCUUAUCUAG